Oncorhynchus nerka (sockeye salmon) is the source of this 2492-nucleotide messenger RNA. RefSeq names its product dehydrogenase/reductase SDR family member 11. Lineage: Eukaryota; Metazoa; Chordata; Actinopteri; Salmoniformes; Salmonidae. The coding region runs from base 199 to 966 and encodes 255 amino acids. The record is from RefSeq and is a predicted model, not a curated record. The transcript has 7 exons.
CCGCACCGUGCCUUUUCCUGGAUGCUGCAAAAACAGGAUUAGGGAGGGUUGAACGGUGUAACAGCACGCCCUAUAUAACACAAGUAUCUGUUGUGUAUAUUGUCACUAUUGAACCGACAUAGCUAGGUAAACGAAAUUUAUCGUCCUAUUACACCAGUUGUAAAACUAGUUUUUGUAAUAGCUAAAUAAUUAAUUGAAAUGGAGCGCUGGAAAGGCAGAGUAGCUCUAGUGACUGGAGCUUCGGUCGGGAUUGGAGCGGCUGUUGCACGGGCACUUGUCCAACACGGCAUGAAGGUUGUCGGAUGUGCCAGGAAUGUUGACAAGAUAGAGAAGCUGGCAGCCGAGUGCCAGAGCGCGGGCUACAGCGGCACGCUGAUCCCCUAUAAGUGUGACCUGUCCUGUGAGGAGGACAUCCUGUCCAUGUUCUCUGCCAUCAAGACACUGCAUCAGGGGGUGGAUGUGUGUAUCAACAAUGCAGGCCUAGCCCACAACGAACCCCUGCUCAGUGGCAAGACCGACGGCUGGAGGAACAUGAUCGAUGUGAAUGUCCUGGCCCUGUCAAUUUGUACCCGCGAGGCCUACCAGUCAAUGAAAGAGCGGAAUGUGGACGAUGGCCACAUCAUCAAUAUUAACAGUAUGGGGGGACAUAGAAUGGUACCUAGUGCAGAUGAACACUUCUACUGUGCCACUAAAUAUGCUGUUACUGCUCUAACGGAGGGGCUACGGCAAGAGCUGCGGGAAGCAAAGACUCACAUCAGAGCCACGUGUAUAUCCCCUGGAAUAGUGGAGACUGAGUUUGCCUUCCGGCACCACAACAGUGAUCCAGAGAAAGCAGCUGCUGUGUAUGAGAGUAUAAAAUGUUUGAAAGCACAAGACAUAGCCAGUGCAGUCACAUACGUUCUGGGCACCCCGCCUCACGUCCAGAUUGGAGAUGUGCAGAUGAGGCCAGUGGAACAGGUGUCAUAGCAACCGAGCAGGAAGGAAUCAGCUGAAGGAGCAGAUAGAGCCAUGGUGACGACUCCUUAGCGACCCCUGCCGGCAACGACGAAAAUAAACUAGGAUUCAACUGGAUGUGGAGUGAAGGGAUCUGUUUGAGGAGGCGUGGAGGUGGUUGUGUGUGGUGAGGAGAGGGUGGGCAGGUACUCUUAACCACCACUGAAUUACUAUGAGUGCUGCAACAUGGUCUUUUGUGUAUUGCUCUGAAGCCACUGCAAACUUAGGAGAGGAGGGUUGUUGCUCCUGUGGUCAUAUAUUCUACCUGACCAUCCUGACAGAGGGAAGAGUAUGCCAUCAAUUGCAUUUUUGUUUUUGUAAGUCAUAACACAUAUCUGUUUAAAAUGAUGGAAGACAACACUGCUAUUCAAUAAAGAAUGAUAAUUAUAUAUAUAUAUAUAUAUAUUUUUUUUUUUUGUAUAGGUAUUUUAGCUUUGAUUAUUGGUAGAUGUGGCUGAUAUUCUGUACUCCCUAACCAUAGAUGCUCAAUCCAUUUCUACGGUCUUAUGUUUUUAAUAACAAGCAGAUUUGGUUAUCCUGGUAUUAAGUCUGCUCGUAUGUUUUUCAAAACCCAUGUCAACCAUCACUAAUCAGAAAAUGUGUAUAAGGGACAUUCAAGCACGCUUACACAACCCCAUUUCCAUAUGAUUUAAAUUGUUUUGCACUUUGGAUCCAUUUGGAGGAGUAUAAAGAAAACACUGUCAUCUUGUCUAGAGGAAGUAACUAACUAGUAUACUCUCCCCAAGUGUGUACUUGUAUGAUAUAGUAGAAGUUUAUCAAUAAAAAUGAUUUAGGGAUUGUCAAAGGUGGCUCCUUUUUGUGCACCAUUAUUUGUUUUGAUCAUGUGUUAAAUCUUUUCAUCUUUUGAUAGCAAUUUACUGUCAAUCUAAAUAACCCUACAUUGUUAGUUAUUCUGUUAAUUGAACAAAUAUAAACUAGAUGGCAUAAUCUCAGACAGGUUUGUAAACAAAACCCCUCAGAAUAUAGGCACCAUCAACUGAUGAUCAUAACUUGGCACACCCUUUGGCUCUUGAGUCAGUUGGCUUUUUAUUUUGCCUUACAUAACAUGACAGAGUUGUACAGUAUGAUUAUAUAUGGCCUACAAUGACAAUAUUUACUGAUUAUUCUUAUAAUACUAAGAGCGUCUGCUAAAUGACUUAAAUAAAAAAAUAAAAAAUAAUACUUAUUUUAAUAAGUGUAAAUAAGUGUAAAAUACUCAUGACUUUUCCAAUAAAUUGAGUCACGGAAAGUGACCAUUUGUCAGAUUGCAAUGGAUAUAAUACAUAAUAUAUAGCCUAUAGGUCGUUUUCAAUAAAACGUCACAAUAACAUUGUGAGACAGGUAGCCUAAUGGUUAGCGCGUUGGGCCAGCUAGUUCAAAUCCCCGAGCUGACAUUGUAAAAAUCUGUUAUCCCACUGUUCCUAGGCCAUCAUUGUAAAUAAGAAUUUGUUCUUAACUGACUUGCCCAGUUAAAUAAAAAAAUAACUUCCCAUUUUCAA